Messenger RNA from Penicillium alfredii, 1383 nucleotides. RefSeq lists its product as uncharacterized. The transcript is spliced from 2 exons. The coding region runs from base 1 to 1383 and encodes 460 amino acids. Gene Ontology annotation, molecular function: cyclin-dependent protein serine/threonine kinase regulator activity; protein kinase binding. Gene Ontology annotation, biological process: regulation of cyclin-dependent protein serine/threonine kinase activity. Lineage: Eukaryota; Fungi; Ascomycota; Eurotiomycetes; Eurotiales; Aspergillaceae. Gene Ontology annotation, cellular component: cyclin-dependent protein kinase holoenzyme complex; nucleus. The record is from RefSeq and is a predicted model, not a curated record.
AUGCCGUCUUUCUUCGCCCCAGGCCAUCAUGGCCUGCCUACGCCUCCUCACGUCACCAGUGGUGGUCGCAUGGAGGAGCCGUCGUUCUACCCGGUCGGUCAUGCGGGAUUUCCUCCCCGCUACCACCAGAGCGGCUGUGACUUCAUCGAACAGUACUCGCAGUCGGUGUGCUAUGCUAAGCCGGCGCCCAUGAACCUGCACACCCAGUCGGCACACCUGCUCCGCUCGGGCAGGGAUAUUAACACCUUGGGCCAGCCCAUGUACGGCCCGAUGACCACUCUUCCUCCGAUCCGGACCAAUAGCGCCAUCCCGCCCCAGUACCGCCGACAGGAGAUUCCCCCGAUGCAGGAGCAGCCGCGCAAGGAAGAGAAGGCGACCGGAGGUGUAGCCGCCCAUCUAGAUUACGAGAUGGACCGCAUGUCCGACUUCGUGGCAGAAAUGGCCCAGGGAAUGUAUGAUUUGUACACGACCAAGAUCACCCUUGCAGAUAUUGACUUCGCGCGAAGCAUCUACCCAGGAUCUUCGGUUCCCCCCCAGUUUCGGAAAUACGUCUACCAGAUCCUGUCUUCAACCCGCCUGCCGAGCUCCACCAUCCUCUUGGGCCUCUUCUAUUUGUCCAGCCGGAUGCGCAUGCUGUCGGCCCAACGGGUCUUCCAGACGGGCAGUGGCCAGGUCUACCGCAUGUUGACGGUGGCGCUCUUGCUGGGAAGCAAGUUCCUGGAUGACAACACCUUCCAGAACAAGUCGUGGUCCGAGGUUAGCAACAUUCCCGUCGCCGAGCUGAACCGCAUGGAACUGGAGUGGUUGUUCGCCUUUGAGUGGAGGAUCCAUGACCGCAUCUAUGAUCAGCAAGAUGGAUUUGCCUCGUGGCGCGCUCACUGGAAGAACUGGCGAGCCAAGGCCACUGCGCGCGCUCAAGAGUCUCGUCAGACUUUGGCGCCCCUUGACACCAAUAUCGUUCGCAGCCACAGCGUCUCUAAGCCGCUCAUGUCUCCCGAGGGCCCCAUUCCGCCACAGUACCAGCGCGGCUCUCACAUCGAAAACUCGUGGCUCAACCCGACCGCGUCCGAGUACUCGCCUCCGUCGGCACCCCACAGCGGGCCCAAUACUCCCGAUUACUAUUCGGUUGGGCCCUGGGCGUACUCGAACCCGCCGCCGCCGUAUUCCCGGGCAUGGGUUGCACCUCCACCGCAAUACAUGCCGCCGGCGCCGCGGUCUCAGCCCCCGUCCUACCAUCACACUCCCGCGUACGGCUUGCCCUUCGCGCAGAGCGUCUGGACAGGUCACGGUUCUUCGUGUGGCUGCAUGUAUUGUGCCAAGCAUCUUGAGCACUACAUGUGCAAUACCGCCUUCCCUUCUCUGCAACCGAUUCUUGCAGGCUAG